CACUUCUUGUGUCUCAAUUCCUUUAGCCUCCCAAACCAAGAAAGCUAGAAAGUUCUCAUCUUUAAAAUUUCUGAAGAAAAGACAUGGCCUCCACUGCCCUCUCCAGUGCCGUAGUGAGCACCUCCUUCACCCGCCGGCAACCGGUGACUAGCCUUCGGGCUCUACCCAAUGUCGGCCAAGCCCUUUUCGGCUUGAAUUCAAGCCGUGGAGGAAAGUUCAAGGCAAUGGCAGUACACAAAGUGAAGCUGAUAACUCCAGAGGGGGAAAAGGAGCUAGAGUGCCCUGAUGAUGUCUACAUCCUUGACCAUUUUGAGGAAGCUGGUGUCGACCUACCAUACUCAUGCAGGGCUGGUUCUUGCUCAUCCUGCGCUGGAAAAGUUGUAUCCGGAACCCUUGAUCAGUCUGAUGGUAGUUUCCUUGAUGAUGAACAGAUGGAAGCUGGUUGGGUUCUUACUUGUGUUGCUUAUCCACAGUCUGAUCUUGUCAUUGAGACACACAAGGAAGAAGAUCUUGUUGCUUAAAUUUAAUUGAAGUUGGGUUAGUUCACAACCCAGAAGAGUCUUUCUUUCCUUCUUGAUUUCUUUCAAAUUAAGUAUGCUUGGUUCAUGGGGUUGGCUUAGUUUGUUCUUGAUGAUAACAUUGUUAUGUUCCUAGUUAAUCCAGUAUUUUUAAUGUUUGCAGUCACAAACGAAACUCUUUGUAGCUUAAUAAAUUUUUAUAUUUAUCUUCUA
This is a messenger RNA of Ricinus communis (castor bean), 731 nucleotides long. RefSeq names its product ferredoxin. Lineage: Eukaryota; Viridiplantae; Streptophyta; Magnoliopsida; Malpighiales; Euphorbiaceae. The record is from RefSeq and is a predicted model, not a curated record. Gene Ontology annotation, cellular component: chloroplast. The transcript has a single exon. Gene Ontology annotation, molecular function: electron transfer activity; 2 iron, 2 sulfur cluster binding. Gene Ontology annotation, biological process: electron transport chain. The coding region runs from base 84 to 521 and encodes 145 amino acids.